CAUGGUUGAGCCUGACAGUGACGCUCCAAAGUGAUGGUUUGGUGUGGAUCUGCGUAGUUUUGGUCAGCAAGGAGGAGUGAGGUUAAUAUGAAGCAGCAGGCUGGUCACCAGAUGUUAAUAUUGACUCGGCACUAGAAGCCUUAAGAGAACAUGCCUUUCCUAAUUACAUCAUGAAAACAAAUUCAGCGUUUUUAACCCGUGAUCCAAGUGUUGUCAUGGGACAAGUCACUGAAAUCUUCCAAAAGAAGAAUAGCCAGUUUUAAAUCAGAUGUUGCACAUUCUUCCUGGCUCUCACUCCCUGGAGGACACGAGGUUGCCUUCUUUGUGAUAAAUGAACGCGGCCUCCAAAACUGUCACUGGAGCUUACGUUUCAAAGGAGAGCACAUAUGAAUUUGUUUCUAAAAUUGUCCUAAUAUCCAAAUUCUAUUGAUUUCCUUUUUCUUUAUCAGCAUGUCAGACUGUUAAUAAAAGCUUAAGAUAACUUGCAAUGGCUAUACUAAUAGACUCUUGAUAUAAUUUUUUUCUUUAAAUCUGUCAAAUGUGACAGUUCUGACUUACUGAAUGGGGGUUCCAAAUUUGUGGGCUCAAUUAAAGCUUCCACAUAAAUAAGUCAAGUUGUAAGUGGGACUACAAAGGUGUCAUAUGAGUUUAGUCUCUUUAUGUCACCCUAUGUUUGCUUCUGAUUGGCUGAUUAGUUCUACACGUCAACAGUAAUCAUGGAGGUGAAUGUUUCCAAGAAGCUGAAUUUAAGAAGAACUUAGAAAUCCAGUUGGGUUACAUGCAUUUUUGCUUGCAUCACAUGUUACGGAUUUUUGUUUACAAUUCCUGCAGGACCUUGUGUUUUUCCUCUGUACAACCCAUAAAGACUCCAUCAGCUUGACCCAGUAAAUUGAUCAAGAGGAUUGUUUCCCUUAAAUAUUGUUUAUUUGAUUCUGUAAUGAUCUAAAAGCACUCCUUCGGGCAUCCAAAGUCAGAAGAGGUCACCACUGGAUGACCUCCAGUCUUAAUGUGACUGAAGUUUUUAGGGUCAGUUUAAUCCAUCUAUCCCAGACUGGAUCCACAAAAGUUAAACAGUCCAUAUUAGACCAAACAUGGUACUUUUACGUUUUGUGGUAUUUCUGGUGGUGCUUAUUUUUAUAUAAAGAGUUGCUUCAGAUUUAUUUUUGAUACUUUAAGAGACUGGAGACUGGUUACAAAGAUGUUGCCAAACAGUCUAAUUUGUAAAAUCCAGCUUGAUAAGAAUAACAAAAACAAUACUGCGGUGACCGACAUCACCGAAGGGUCAAGCGCCUUGGACAGUUUCAUCAGUGUUGCAUCAGUAUUUUUCCAAAGGGAAGUCAUUAAUGGUUGUCUCCUGACUUUUAUUUCUAUUCUCCAGGUGCUGUCCAAACAAGCGUCCCUUGUUGUAAAUCAGUUGUCUUAAUUACUUUCAAGAGGAACAAAGACAUGCAGUGACUAAUUGGUCAUUAACUCAUUCCACUGGAGGGUUUCUGGUGGAAAAGUACAAAUUCAUCUUGACAAACAGCUAACAAUUGGAAAGUUUCAGAGAUUUUUUAAAAUCCAGUUGCUGCAAUACAAGUCAUUAACAAUAGGGAUAUAUUAAUCAAAUUUUCCUGCAAUAAAAAGUCAAGGGCCACAAAAGGCUGAACCAGUUUUUAUUGAACUUUCAAUCUGAUGUGGUCGUAAUGUUUUGACCAAAACCUGGAUCUUUAAAUGAAAGAAACAACAUAGAAAUUGAUUUUGAUCACAUGAUCAGUUAGAUUAGUGGAUUCUGUAUAAUCUUGAUUUUUGAAAAUGUCUCUCUUUUACGGACUGGAUAAUUAUAAAUGACCAAAAUAAAGGCAACUUAAGUGAAUGUGUUAAGUGUGUUUUGUUUAGUAUUAUAUACUAAUUAAAAGCACCGGAAAGCAUUAAACAAUACAGAAUCAAAGCCUAACUGUCCAACUCAGGAACAAGCUGGCCCACAUUUAUGCAGCAGCUCUGAAAAUAAUCAGCUUAGGAGAUUACGAACCCAUGCAGGCUACAUAUGAACAAGCAAUGAUAAGAACAGCAGAAAUCAUAUCCCCUGACUAUAGACCCCUACUGCUCUCUGAAUAUGAGCGGUAGGGGUCAUUAGGAUGGAGGCUGAGGGUGCCACAGUGUAGGUAGGACCAACUGACUGUCAUUUGUUUAAGCCUCAAUCAGACUGCGGAGCUCCAGUAAAAACUUUCACUCCACAUAUUAUACCCUCAAUUUGUUGCAUUGUUGAAUGCUUUGAACCAGAGUUUUAUCGUUGUGUGUUGUUUACAGUUUUCAUUGGCAACUGUGUAGCAUUUUGACCACGACAGAUUUCACACUGGGAAGAUAUUCUAUUCCAUUUCCCAGCCUGGAACAAUUUAGCAAAAAAAAAAAAAAAAAAAAUACAUACAAGGGUUAUUGGAGCCAAAUGUGUGUAUUUUUGGUUUUGGUCACUAGAUGGGGCUGUCGGCUCCAGUAUAUGAACCAAGAGGUCACGGGUAGUUGAGAGGUGUUGAAUCCGGAAGGGCAUACAAGUUUUUGACCGCUGUGGCGGAGUCAUUGUUAAUACUGUUCCCGUGUAUCUUGGAAUAAAUGUAUAUUGAUCACAUAUGGUUCAUCUGAUUGGAACAAAUUUGGACAACAAGAAGAUCUCUGGGACUGACUUUACACACGAUCAACAGGUACAACGUUAGCCGCUCAGCGCGUCAUAACAAGCAGCAACGGGUCAACGCUUAACUAGUGCAGUGUUAAACUGGCACUUAUAAGGGUUUCCCCCAGAAAACUUGCUAAGCUCAACGGUAGGGGGCACGAGGUCAGUCCAUUAGCGGCCCACUGUGUUUUUGUGUUAAAAGUUACAACAAUUCUAACAUGCAUGAGCAGACAUCAUAUUUUGGGAACUUAUGCCAGUUCAGUGCAUAUGAACCUAGCUUAAUCCGUCUUUACUGGUAGUGGUGUAUAAAAAGCCCAAUUUAAAAUAAGCAAACUAUGCUUAGCCCCAUAGAGGUUAGUGGGGGGGGGGGGCAAGUAAAGCCUGGUAGCCCGCCAGGCUUAUAAUCCUCUGGGGGAAACCCUGCAUACAACACCCCAGCAUGUUGAUUCCCAAAAAGCUGCAACCUUUUUAAAUUUUUUUUAGUAAAUGUCACAUAUUAGUGAAGAACUCAAAUGCAGCAAGGAGGCUGGCAGGUGAAAAUAAACAAUUUUACUUAAGAAAUAAAAAAAAAAAACUAAUGUCCACCAAUGGUUCCAAAAUAAUAACCCACAAGAAGACCUCAGAAGGAGCCAGAAUUAUGGUAAUAACAGAAUGGUCAGACCAAAAGUUAACAACCUUAGCUUUUAAGAUAAGGAGAAUUGAUUACAAAACAAUGAGCAGGUGGCUGAUUAGAAACUGGGUGCAGCUGUGAGGGAAGGAAGAACCCAAAGUUGAACUGCGGAAACAGGAGAAAGGGCUGGUAGAGCAUACAGGGAACAGCACCUUAAUCUAUCACCAAAUUAAAGCAAAACCCAAAAUUUAAAUCAGUCAAAUUGUGUGGUACUCCAGGCAAAGGUGUGUAAAACGUCUAUAAAUAAAUUGGUCUUUCAUUGCAGUGCUGUGAUUUCACACAAAAAUGUGUAAUUUUAUUAUAUUUAAAUAGUCAAAUAAAAAAUAGAUUCUUCUUUCUUUUGUCAUCAUUGCUUUGAUUUUUAUACAACUCUUGUUUUAAAAACAAUACCAGUAUGCUUCACAAAAACAACAAAUUUGUCAUUUUGAUGCAUUAAUUGUAGCUAAUGUAUAACGUGUAGAUAAUUAUUGAGUCUCAGUUUAGGAUAACCAGUUCGAUAAAAGAAUAAAUUACUUGUACAUAGAUGAUGUAAUGUUUUAUGUUUUGGUCUCGGAGGAACAAAACUAGUGCUUACGUGCUGUGAAGUUAUUGGUGCACAGGUGAAGAGGAUGUGACUCUAUCUCACAGCAGAACAAAUAUAAAGCUGCGGUUUUACUGCUCAGUGCACUUAAAUGCCAUUCAGACCCAUUCAUGUAAACACAUUUAGGUCACCAACUCAGAUAAAGUUGUUUCAACAUGAAUUUCUCUCUUGUUACAUCGAUUUAUCUGUCUGCUUACUAUGGAAUGGAAGAGCUCAAGUCCAUGUAUUUCUGCAUUUUCUUCAUCGUAUACCUCACCAUCAUCACCGAGAAUGUCUUGCUGAUCAGGGUGGUUUAUUGUGAAAAAUCCCUGCAUCAGCCAAUGUAUGUGCUUUUGUGUAAUUUGGCCGUGAAUGAGCUGGUAGGAAGCACCGCCUUGCUGCCGGCGACGCUGAUCAACAUUCUCUCUCACACACACGAGGUUUCUAUUUCUUUUUGCCAGACGCAGGUCUUUGUUAUACACACAUAUGCCGUCACCGAAUUCACUAUUCUCGCGGUGAUGAGCUACGACAGAUACGUAGCCAUUUGUCAUCCACUGUCCUACCAGGUGAUCAUGUCUCAGAGGAUAGUGAAGCUGAUUGUUUUUAUGUGGCUUUACCCCAUGCUGGCACUAAGCGUGGUUUUUGUUUUUACUCUUCAGCUGCCAUAUUGUGGCCGGACCAUAGAGAAGCUUUACUGCCUCAACUACUUGCUUGUGCAGCUUGCAUGCACAAAUACAUUUAUAGUUAACAUCAUCGGUCUGCUGUCUGCGGCUCUCUACACGGCUCCUCAGCUGAUCAUGAUCUUUUACUCAUACGGACACAUCCUGAAGAUUUGCAUAAUGUCGUUUGGCAAAUCCAAAUUCAAGGCCCUCCGUACUUGUAUUCCCCAUCUACUGGCUGUAAUCAACUACGCCACUGGGUGCUUUUUUGAGCUGGCACAAGGUCGUCUCGACAACAGGCACAUGUCUUAUCACACUAAGCUGUUUUUGUCACUGUACGUUUUGAUAUUCCCACCGCUCCUAAAUGCACUAAUAUACGGCUUGGGCACACAAAUAAUAAGAGUCCGACUCAUCAAGCUUUUCACCAAGUGCAAGUGACGUAGUCAAGAUAUUUUAGAUUUGGGUUCAUUAAAUAUGCAUCCAGCAUGGUGUUCAGAAGUCCUCAAAAUGUGGCUUUAUUGUCGGGCUUAUGUUUACAGCAGUCUGAAUUCAUGUUAAAUAAGCUUGUUUGUUUAUCUUUGAGUGCUGUUAAUCUUGCUGGUUUUUAAAUGUUUAUCCACAGUUUAGUUUUAUUUCAGUAGAUGCACAAAUGCUUUUAAAAACACACUAUCCCCUCUGAUAUUUAGCCAAAGUUUUACAUCCUAUUCAUAAUUUUUGCUGCUUUGAGCUCUACAUAGAACAACGAUUUUGUGAUUUUAUCUCACGAAGCUUGUAUCAAAAAUAACACAAUGCUUAUGUUUACGUUUGCAAAAUGUUUUCUGGGAUUAUUUAACAAUAAAGUCGAAUUUUUUCCAUGCUUGAAGUGAUAUUUCAGUUUCUGCCCUUCUCCUUUUGACUUUUUAUAGAUAUUAUUAUUAUCACAGAACCAUCUACAACCUGUUAAAAAAAUUCUUUACUAAUUAGCAAAGUCUGAUAUAAUUAAAAACUACAGGGUACUUUAUUUUCCAGAGAAAUCUGACUAUCUCUCUCAAAACUAAAGUCUGUUUCAAGUUUAUUCAGUCUUAAAAUUAGAUUUUCUGUCCUCCAAGUUAGAAAAUGUGUUCCCUUAAAAGUCCUGACAUUAUCGAAAAUGAUAAAUGUCACAGAGUAGGAAGCUCAGAUUAGAAAAAGAGGAAAGAAGAAAACAGGCUAAUGUUAUCGUCACAAUAUUUAUCAAUAUUACUGCAAUUGCAAGAUCUUUCAAUAUUGUGCUGACCUAACUGUGAUAACUAAUUCCAAUAUAAUCAUUUAUUUGAAAUCUAAGGGUCAAUAUUGGGAUUCUAAAAAUAAAAUGUAUUUUUAUAAUACUGUGUAUUUUCUCAUUCUAGGUUAUUAAUUAAAAUUUUAUUCUACAUCUGUUAAGCAACAGGAUUUUUGUCAGUUUCUCUUUGACCUGAAUGAGAUAAAACAACAAGCCUUGUUUAUGCCUGUACCAUAUUUUAAUCAAUAGAAAAAAAAAAAUGUAGCUACAAUAUGGCACAGGUGUGCAAUAUGAGUCAGCUUCAAAUGGCAUGGUAAUGUACUUUAGUCUCACAGAGCAUGCUUCUCCAUUAAACACUUACUAAAUACAAUUUUUUUUAUGGUUAACAUUAAGAGAAAAAAAAAAAAUCACAUUUCUGGGCCAGUGCCU
Molecule: messenger RNA, 6204 nt
Organism: Xiphophorus hellerii (green swordtail)
Lineage: Eukaryota; Metazoa; Chordata; Actinopteri; Cyprinodontiformes; Poeciliidae
Product: olfactory receptor 52D1-like
Exons: 1
Coding region: 4053-4973 (306 amino acids)
Biological process (GO): G protein-coupled receptor signaling pathway; detection of chemical stimulus involved in sensory perception of smell
Cellular component (GO): membrane
Molecular function (GO): odorant binding; G protein-coupled receptor activity; olfactory receptor activity
Source: RefSeq, a predicted model, not a curated record